Lethenteron reissneri (Far Eastern brook lamprey) is the source of this 3263-nucleotide messenger RNA. Its product is annotated as oncoprotein-induced transcript 3 protein-like. Lineage: Eukaryota; Metazoa; Chordata; Hyperoartia; Petromyzontiformes; Petromyzontidae. The record is from RefSeq and is a predicted model, not a curated record.
UUCAGUCUGUACUUCGGGGUGAAAACCCCAUGCUGUGAAAGUUCUAUGAAGAUGCAUCCUCCAUUGCAUGGUGUAGCUUGGGUGCUCCUGCUUCUCGCCACUCAGCAAUGUGCAUACUCUAGGCAAGAUAAAUGGCACACAACUGAAAUCUCUCAGCAAGAAGAGAAAUGGCACACAGCGGAAAGCUCACGGCAAGAACAGAAAUGGCACUCUGCCUAUUGCGGCUCAUACUCAUGUAUGAAUGGAGGGAUCUGUGCAAACGACUGGCACCACUGGCAUUGGCAUAGCCAGUGGCACUGGCACGAGAACUGGCAUCAAGGCUACUAUUGCUACUGCCCACCAGGCUUGUAUGGCCCCUACUGUGAAUACUACGACGUAUGCAACUCGUUCACAUGUUCGAAUGGAGGGAUCUGUGCGAAUCACUGGCACCCGUACUGGCACUCGGGCUGGGAAUCAGGCUGGCACUCGGAUUGGCAUUGGCACUACUACCACGGCUAUUAUUGCUACUGCCCUCCCGGCUGGACUGGCCCCUACUGUGACCACUAUGAUUAUUCAACGUCGACACCAAGCACAGACGUAUGCAACUCGUUCACAUGUUCGAAUGGAGGGAUCUGUGCGAAUCACUGGCACCCGUACUGGCACUCGGGAUGGCACUCGGGCUGGGAAUCAGGCUGGCACUCGGCUUGGCAUUGGCACUACAGCAACGGCUAUUAUUGCUACUGCCCUCCCGGCUGGACUGGCCCCUACUGUGACCACUAUGAAUAUUCUUUGUCGACACCAAGCCCAGAUAAGUGUCAACCGAAUCCGUGUCUCAACGGUGGGACCUGUGUGGAUUACGGGUCUUGGCAUCCUGAAAACAUCCAUUGCUACUGCUAUGGAGGUUAUUGGGGCGACAUCUGCCAAUACUAUGAUUAUUCAUGGUCGACACCAAGCACAGACGUAUGCAACUCGUUCACAUGUUCGAAUGGAGGGAUCUGUGCGAAUCACUGGCACCCGUACUGGCACUCUGGCUGGGAAUCGGGCUGGGAAUUGGAUUGGCACUGGCAUUGGCACCCACAAUGGCAUUGGCACUACAACAACGGCUAUUAUUGCUACUGCCCUCCCGGCUGGACUGGACCCUACUGUGACCACUACGAAUAUGCAUUGUCGACACCGAGCCCAGAUCAGUGCCAACCGAACCCGUGCCUCAACGGUGGGACCUGCGUGGAUUACGAGUCUUGGCAUCCUGAAAACUUCCAUUGCUACUGCUACGCAGGUUAUUGGGGCGACAUCUGCCAAUACGAUGAUUAUUCACGGUCGACACCAAGCCCAGAUGGAGCAUCACUGCAAGUGAACUGCACUUCGGAAUACAUAGAGUUUAAGAUCCCGCAGAGUAAAGUGAACUCGCUCGGCCUCUCAAAUUACGAUGUCCACCUGGAGGACCCCUCGUGCCGGGGAUACUCCACCGGACACUACGUGGUCCUGCAAACCCACCUCCAGGCCUGUGGCACCACGAGCCAGACAAUCGGCGACACCGUUGUGUACACGAACACGGCGUACGGCUUCAUACCAGGCACGAAGUUCAAGAAGCUGCGCAUCCCCUUGCACUGCUACGUCGGCAACCAGGGAACGGUCGUGGCCAGCUUUGCUCCAAGGGUUCACGACCAGUACAGCACGGCCCAUUUUGAACUGAGUAUGAAGCUCUACACGAACUGGCAUUUUGACCAUCCCAUCUCUUCGUACCCAUUCUCCGUGGAGCUCGGAGAUACAAUCUACGUGGAGGUGCUGCUCAACUCCUACGAACAUGACCAAGAGCUGAUGCUGGUCACGUGCAAGGCCUCCCCCUACCCAGGGGCCUCGGAGAGUGACUCCUACAUCUUGCUCAGAGAAGGGUGCCCUGAGGACCAUUCUUACGACAUCUACCCGAGCAGCGAUGACACGAAGAAGCACUUCAGCUUCCAGAGCUUGGAGAUGAGCAACGGUGCACAGGUCUAUCUGGAGUGCACUGUUCACGUGUGCAAUGCCUUGGACUGGCACUCGCGCUGCCGACAAGGCUGCAUUGAGCGCGGCAACCGGACGGCACGCGACGUUGGAGAGGAGCCGCACGUGGCAGCGGAGAAACCCAUCGACCUGUCCCAGGGCCCCGUGCUCGUGCUGCGCAAACAACGGGACGCCUCUCUGGAGCAAGGCAGCUCUGGAAUGCCCGGCUGGACGGGCAUAGUGUAUGCCUUGGCUGCCACCCUGGCCAUCAGUGCCGUCUGCGUGGCCACGGUGAAAAUCUACCGGCUUCGCACCACCAGGAUUCGGUAUCUCCCACUCUCCACCGCUGAUGAAUGAAUGACUGAACAGGCCGUGCGCUCUUUUUGCUUAAAUUAUGAGCUGCACCACGUACUUUUCUAACCAUAAAUCACGUAAGUCUCACUUUAAUUUGCCAUUUAUUUUAACUUUGAUUCAAAUAGAGUAGAGCUGGUUAGUUGCAACCAUUUAUUGAGCUCGCAGUGUAUUCAGGUAUCAUUGAGAUAUAUGUUAACUGCCAGAGGUGUGAAGAUACCUAUAUUAAUUAAACAACAUUGCUUCUUAAGGCUUACAUCUAGUUGCGUGUGUAAAGAAUGGUUGAUUUUCGAUUCAUGGGAAAUAUAUCAGAGAACACUUUCCAACACGUAUAAGGAGACUUUAUGUAAAGCAUAAAAAUACAUAUUUCUAGUCAUCAAAGCUGGAAUAUUAGCCAAAUUAAUAAAAAAUGUGGCGGUUUUUAUAUGCAGUGAUUGGUGACCAGGCUGAGAUAAUAAAUUCACUUUAAUUGAGAAUUCGGCUUAAUCACAAAAGAAUUAAGUGGGGGUUUUAAGCAAGAUGUCCAGCAGUGUUGGGCGGGACUCCUGAGACAACCAGUCCCCUCUAUUUUGCAAAGAUCUUAUGUACAAAAAAUACACCUUUUGAGUGUCGUCAAGUGACUGUGAACCAGAUGUUGAACCAGGUGGAUGCAUGGAAACGGUGGCGGUAUUUGAAGGCAUCGACUGCAUUGGCCAUGAUGAUCAUUUUACAUUUCAAUAAAAGUUACUGGAUGCAACCGCUGCACUCUCUCCAGUGCCAUUUUAUCGCUACUACACUGAUCAGUAAUUACUCUUUUUAACUUAUCAGUAAUUCUGAACACUUAUGCGGAACAUGUCCUGUUGAAAUAGUUCGUUUUUAUUAUGCAGCGUGAUUUUUUUUUUGCAAGAAAAGGGAUGUCCAACAGAUUUUCGCCUGCUUCCUAUUAUCCUGCACAAAUAAACCGUUCAACAUUC